Molecule: messenger RNA, 2846 nt
Organism: Kogia breviceps (pygmy sperm whale)
Lineage: Eukaryota; Metazoa; Chordata; Mammalia; Artiodactyla; Physeteridae
Source: RefSeq, a predicted model, not a curated record
GGGAGCGGAGGCCGGAGCGGAGCGGGCCGGCGGGCGCGGGGCUCGGCGGCGGGGGUCGGCCGGGCCCGCGGGGUCCGCCCGGGCCUGAGCGUCCGCCGAGCGGCGGGAGGAGCGAGGGGCGCAGACAAAGAGCGGCGCCUGGGCGGGCGGCGCGCGAGGUUUAAGGCUGAACCUGGCAAGUUUGCGUCUGCACAAGGGGAUGAGCAGGCCGCAGCGCUGGGCCCGCGCAGGCCCACCCCUUCCUUUGACCCCAAAGAAACUGCACCCUGAGAGGCUACCGGGUGUGGCUUGCGGGACCCACAGAUUUCCUAUGUUCCUUUUCCACAGGUGAUUUCCCGGAUCAUAAUUCUCCGCUGAGGCUUGAGUUGGGUUUGAGAACUUGGAGAAUUCCUGCAGCUUGGUGACUUGGGGGGUGCUGUCAGUUGAAGAAUUCACUUGCUGAGGAGCUCCGUGCCGUGCGUCCUCUCUCAUAACUGAGUGCCGAAGAAGGGACUCCAUGAAAGAUGACAGAAGAGGUCAUCGUCAUAGCCAAGUGGGACUACACGGCCCAGCAGGACCAGGAGCUGGACAUCAAGAAGAACGAGCGCCUGUGGCUGCUGGACGACUCCAAGACCUGGUGGCGGGUGCGCAACGCGGCCAACAGGACGGGCUACGUGCCGUCCAACUACGUGGAGAGGAAGAACAGCCUGAAGAAGGGCUCCCUCGUGAAGAACCUCAAGGACACGCUCGAGAUCCAGUGCAGAAAUAUCCGGCUGGUCAUUUCCUAGAGGUCCUCGAGUUUGGAGCUUUACGCCUCGGCAGGACCCGCAGGAAGACAAGCGCCCGCGAUGCAUCGCCCACACCCAGCAUGGACGCCGAGUUCCCCGCCAACGGGGGCGGCGCCGACCGCAUCUACGACCUCAGCAUCCCGGCCGUGGUCAAGUUCGCGUACGCGGCCGAGCGCGAGGACGAGCUGUCGCUGGUGAAGGGCUCGCGCGUCACCGUCAUGGAGAAGUGCAGCGACGGCUGGUGGCGGGGCAGCUACAACGGGCAGGUGGGCUGGUUCCCAUCCAACUACGUGCUGGAGGAGCUGGACGAGGCAGCCGCCGACGCGCCCGGGGGCCCGAGCCUGCGGCCCAGCGCCGCGCUCAGCAACGGCCAGGGCGCGCGGGUCCUGCACGUGGUGCAGACGCUGUACCCCUUCAGCUCGGUCACCGAGGAGGAGCUCAACUUCGACAAGGGCGAGACCAUGGAGGUGAUCGAGAAGCCCGAGAACGACCCCGAGUGGUGGCGCUGCCGCAACGCGCGCGGCCAGGUCGGCCUGGUGCCCAAGAACUACGUGGUGGUGCUGAGCGAAGGCCCCGCCCCGCACGCGGGCUCCGGCCCCGCGGGGCCUGCGCGCGCCGGCCGGUUCGCGGGCCGCGAGUGGUACUACGGGAACGUGACGCGCCACCAGGCCGAGUGUGCGCUCAACGCGCGGGGCGUGCAGGGCGACUUCCUCGUCCGCGACAGCGAGUCCUCGCCCAGUGACUUCUCCGUGUCUCUCAAAGCAUCAGGGAAGAACAAGCAUUUCAAGGUGCAGCUGGUGGACAACGUCUACUGCAUCGGGCAGCGGCGCUUCCACACCAUGGACGAGCUAGUGGAGCAUUACAAGAAGGCCCCCAUCUUCACCAGCGAGCACGGGGAGAAGCUCUACCUCGUCCGGGCGCUGCAGUGAGCCCCGUGGACGCGCCCCGGAAAGGCGCCCCGGCCCGGGCCCUCCUGCAGGCCCGCUCCCGGUGGCCGGCCCGUCCUUGCUCUCUCCAGCUGGCUUCCCUUCCCGUCCGGGCCGCUUCGUUUGCCCUCCGCCCUCCUUUGCCGUCCCAGGCCCUCCUGGGCGGUUUUUAGUUAUGGGCAGGUGGAAGGGGGCGAGUCAGCUCACUUUAAUCCCUUCUCCGUGGGAGCCGGCCGUAGUCUGCUCGCCUCGUGCGCGCCAGCAAACGCCCCCUUUAAGGACAUCGGGCGCGGUUUGGGUGCACCGGAGCUGCCCUUACUUCCGUGAGCCGCAGCGCACGUGACAGUGGGGCCGGGCCCCGGGUGGCACCUGCCCAGGGACCACCUGUCCUGGUCCCGGCAUCCCUGGAUCUGCGUCGUUGGCGUUCACACAGCUCCCAGACUCUCCGGGGGUGACCCCGGGCGCUCGUAGCAAUACUGGAACCACCGGGUGAGACGGGAGGGAAGAAGCUGUCCAGUGCCUUUGGGGCUGCACUUGCAAUAAAGAAAAGAGGUCCCGGAAAGUCAGUCCGGAGACUCGGAGAGACAGAGGUUUCGGAAAUGUUCUCCCGAGAUGUGCCAUCCGCAUAGUGCUCUUUCUUCUUGCCCUUCGGCUCGUUUCAGUUUCACGAUGAUGUAUUUAAUUCUCAAAGUAAUAUGUAUCUAUAGCCAUUCGUUGACACUAAUACAGAUGAUGAAGGAAAACAGCUGAUCUUUGGGAAAGGGGAGUGACCAACACUUCACACACACGCGUACAUUAUAUAUAUAUAUAUAUAUAUAUGUAUAUAUAUAUAUAUAUAUAUAUAUAUAUAUAUACACACACACACACACACACACACACACAUAUAUAUAUAAUUUGCUUUACAGGGAAAUUUUUCAGGGUUUACAAAAGGAUAUGUGAUUUUGGUAGUAGGAGACACAGAAUGUUUAUGAGGAAAUUGCAUUUUCUUUUUUCUUUACAUUUGAACUCCUUUAUAGUUUAAAUACACACUCUUGAGAUGGCACAUUCCUACAGCUGAGGAAGGGGUCUUGAGACCUCCUAAACUUGCAUACUCAGUUUUUUGGAUAUUGUAAUAAAAAAGUAUUAUGACACGACUCUGUGUGUGUGCGUUCAU